Messenger RNA from Trichoderma atroviride IMI 206040, 1020 nucleotides. RefSeq lists its product as uncharacterized. The record is from RefSeq and is a predicted model, not a curated record. Lineage: Eukaryota; Fungi; Ascomycota; Sordariomycetes; Hypocreales; Hypocreaceae.
AUGGCAGCCAAAGAAAUCAUUCUGUACCACUACCCACACUCCCCCUAUGCAAGAAGGACGGUUUGGUAUCUGGCUCUACGGGGAAUUCCGCACAGCCAAUGUCUUCAACCUACUAUGAUGCCGCGACCAGACGUCGCUCGCCUGGGUGUCGCGUAUCGCCGCAUCCCCAUUCUUUCCAUUGGCAGGGACGUUUACUUUGAUACGCGCCUUCAACUGCCAAAGCUGGAAGAAUUGUAUCCCGAGCUUCCUCGCCUUGGAGCAACUACGCCAGAACAGAAGGGUGUGGAACGUUUACUCUCAGCUUACAUCAUUGACGGAGGCAUCUUCCAGGAAGCCGCAAGAUUGCUUCCUUUGGAUCUACCGCUCUUUAAGGACCCAAAUUAUUUGAAGGACAGGGGAGACUUUUCAGGGAAGCCUUUCACCCUAGAGGCGUUGAAAAAGAUUCGUCCCGAUGCGUUGGCAGAGAUUGCAGUCGGAUUUGAUCUUUUGGAGACGACGUUGCUGGCGGAUGGGCGAGAAUGGAUCUUGAAGACGGAGAAGCCUAGCCUGGCAGACAUCGAGGGCGUAUGGACGCUUCACUGGGUGUCUGGCUUAAAGGGGGCGUUGCCGGAAGAUAGGUUCUCGGCAGAACGAUAUCCUCGAGUGUAUGCGUGGAUCAAGCGCUUCCAGGAGGCGGUCACGGCAGCCAAGGCGAAGAACGGGAAGCCCAAGACGCUGAAUGGCGAAGAGGCAGCGAGUGUGAUUGAGAAGUCGGCGUGGAACGAAGAGGAGAAGACGGUGGAUGAGGGGGAUCCGCUGGUGGUGGCGGAGGGGCUGAAAAAGGGGAGCGUCGUUUCAAUUUGCCCGACGGAUACGGGGAGGUCGCACAAGGAUGUUGGAAAGUUGCUGAGUUUGGACAAGGACGAGGUGGUUAUUGAGGUUGAGACGGCGAAGGGGGAGAGUGUGAGGUUGCAUGCUCCGAGGCAUGGGUAUAAGGUGAGGAGAUAUGAUGGGGGUAAGAAGGAUGCUGCGAAGCUGUAG